Nipponia nippon (crested ibis) is the source of this 2709-nucleotide messenger RNA. RefSeq names its product transglutaminase 4 (gene TGM4). Gene Ontology annotation, molecular function: protein-glutamine gamma-glutamyltransferase activity. NCBI's taxonomy places the organism in Eukaryota, Metazoa, Chordata, Aves, Pelecaniformes, Threskiornithidae. The record is from RefSeq and is a predicted model, not a curated record. Gene Ontology annotation, biological process: peptide cross-linking.
AUGGCCAACCCUAAGACCUUGGUUUACCAGGACAGAAGGUGCUCUGCUCGCCUUCUGCAGAAGAGCAGCAGCAAGCCUUCAUUUUGGGGGUUCGAGAGCUGCGGAGGGGAGUCGCGCAGGGUGGGCACUUGUCCGCAGCAAAGUGUGCAGCGCCUGCAGGUGGCUUGGUCUCCGAGAAAAAUCUGGGCGCUGGACUCCCCCCAGUUCAAGAGGGGUGUUGGGAAAUGGGUCUUGCAGAAGGAUACCAAAAUAGCAGAGGCCUACAAGGAGAGGCUGAGGGAUGUGGGCUUGUUGGAGGCAGUGGCUUCUCCUUUAACACUGGUGGGCAUGGAGCUACUCCAGUUGCCAGCCAAGGUGCGAGCAUCUCAUGCUACUGUGAAGGGCAAUGUCCUGGGUGCUGCGAAGAGGGGAGGAAAGAAAUGCAGAGUAAAAGCAACGCUGAAAGUGGACCUGCUGACACCUCAGAGCGAGACGCUGAUAAAAAGGGCAGCCCGUCUUCCUUCUCCAUGCUCAGAAGCAAGUGGCAGAGGCUACUCAGGAGCUUGGAAGCUACUGGCAUUACAGGCACCUCGGGUCGCAACGCCGACAAGAACCAUGAGCAAUAACGCUGGGACUGAUCUGAAGGUCACUGGGAUUGACUAUCUCAAGAGCCAGAACACCCGCCUGCACCACACAGAUGCGUACAACAUCAAGAACCUGGUGGUGCGGCGCGGGCAGGCCUUUCAGCUCCAGCUAAGCUUCAGCAGGGAGCUGAAGGCUAGCGACAAGCUGGCACUGCGUUUCGGCAUCGGCAAAAGCCCAAUGAAAACCAGGGGGACCCUGAUGUCACUGAACGCGAAGCAGGAGCAGGACCCCAGCGGGUGGCAAAUAUCCAUUGUCAAGAAGAGUGGCAACCAGUGCCUGCUGUCUGUCACCAGCUCACCCAGGGCCAUGGUGGGAAAAUACACCCUGAACGUCAAGACUGGGACUAACAUUUACAAGUCCGAAAAUAAUGCUGUCUACCUUUUGUUCAAUCCUUGGUGUGAAGCUGAUGCCGUCUUCCUGGAUGAUGAGGCUAAGAGAAAGGAGUACGUGCUCAAUGAUACAGGCUACAUCUAUGUUGGGUCUGCAUACAACAUAUACGGUAGACCCUGGAAUUUUGGGCAGUUUGAGGAAUUCAUCUUGGACGCCUGCAUGUAUCUGCUGGACAAAAGUAAUCUCAAGAUAAGCAAUACGGGGGAUCCUGUGUUGGUGUCGAGAGCCAUGUCUGCUUUGGUUAAUGCCAAUGACGACAGCGGUGUCCUGAUGGGGAACUGGUCAGGGAAUUACAGCAGCGGGACCUCCCCUAUGGAUUGGGUUGGGAGCGUCUCGAUUUUGCAGAAGUAUUACAACACGAAGAAGCCAGUCUGUUAUGGUCAAUGUUGGGUCUUCGCAGGAGUCCUCACUACAGUCAUGCGCUGCUUGGGGAUCCCAUGCCGCUGUGUGAGUAACUUCAACUCAGCACACGAUACAGAGGAGAACCUGAGAGUUGACGUUUACCUGAAUGAAUCUGGAGAAAAGCUGAACGGGAUCUCCCUUGACUCCAUUUGGAACUUCCACGUGUGGAAUGACGUCUGGAUGAAGCGGAGGGACCUGCCGGCAGGGUUUGACGGCUGGCAGGCAAUCGAUUCAACCCCUCAGGAGCAAAGUCAAGGUAUUUUCCAGUGUGGUCCAUGCCCGCUGAAGGCUAUCCGAGAAGGGGAUGUGUAUUUGCCCUUCGAUGGCAAGUUUGUGUACGCAGAAGUGAAUGCUGAUGAAGUCUACUGGGUCAUCAAGAAGGUGAACGGCGUGGAUAAGUACACCAGGAUUAGCACGGACACCAAAGGCAUUGGUGUGAACAUAAGCACAAAAGCCGUGGGGCAGGACAAGCGGGAAGACAUCACCGCGGAGUACAAGUUCCCUGAAGGCUCCAAAGAGGAAAGGGAGUCCAUGCAGAAGGCUUGCUCCUUCUUACACCCUUCAGGAAUAAUACCUCGUGCACGCUUCGCAUCGAUUGUGCCCGUGGAUGACAAGCACUCCAAGCCUGAGACGGUCUCCAAGACUGGGCUGCAGCUUCAGAUAACCAAUAAAGGAGCUUUGUAUCCUGGAAAUCCCCUUGAAAUGGCCAUCACAGUGAAGACCUCUACUCCUGGAAGCUGGACCAUCAAUCUUGCCAGCUCCUGCCAGCUACAGCUCUAUACUGGGAAAGUCAAGGCCACCAUUGGAUAUGUCAAGGAGACUGUCAAGCUUGAAGGCAAAUCUGAGACGCAGGUCCCUCUGAAAAUUGCAGCAGAUGAGUACAUGAAGACGCUGGCCUCAGUGGAAGAUGAAGUGCUCAUCCACGUCACCACCAUUGCUGAGGUCCAGGGAACAGAUGACAAACUCACCAACGAGAUGACGAUGAACUUCGAGUACCCCCCUAUCACCCUCCAGAUGCCAGAAACCGCCAAACUGAACAAGGAGUUCUCCUGUGCCUUCGUCUUCCAGAACAAGCUGAACGUGCCCCUCAACAACUGCAAGCUGCUGGUGGAGGGCUUGGGCAUAUUUAAGAUGACGGAGUUUGAUGAGGGGGAUGUAGAGCCCGGUAGGAUCAUUAAGUCUCAAGUAAUAUGCACUCCAACAAGAGUAGGAGAGAAGAAAAUGGUAGCCAAGCUGACCUCGACCCUGAUCAAAGCGAUCUCUGCGGAGAAGGCCAUCACCAUCAUCGAGUAG